Medicago truncatula (barrel medic) is the source of this 2154-nucleotide messenger RNA. Its product is annotated as cytokinin dehydrogenase 6. NCBI's taxonomy places the organism in Eukaryota, Viridiplantae, Streptophyta, Magnoliopsida, Fabales, Fabaceae. Bases 275 to 1918 code for a protein of 547 amino acids. The record is from RefSeq and is a predicted model, not a curated record. Gene Ontology annotation, molecular function: FAD binding; cytokinin dehydrogenase activity. Gene Ontology annotation, biological process: cytokinin metabolic process. The transcript is spliced from 5 exons.
UUAAUGAGGAAAUAAAUUGAAACAUGUUGGUCCUUGAUGAAAUGAUAGAAAGAUAGGAUUGUGGUUGCAACUGUUUGAAAAAGUGAGAUUUGUAAAAUCUCUCUUUGUUGUCACUUUUCCUUUUCAACUUGGUAUAAGUAGUAGCUUCUGCUUCUCUUUUAACUCCAAAAGUGAGAACUGAAAAGUUCACUAAACCCUCUACUCCUUCUUCACUCUAUUCCUUACUUAUAAGUUGAACCUCACAAUUCACAAAGAAACAAAUUCCUACUACACCAUGUUUAACUUUAACCUUCUUCACCCUUUAACUACAAACAUAUAUUCCAUAAAAAAUUUGAAACAUCCAUCAUUUAGCCUUGUAAGUGAAUACAACAUUCUAUUCAUAAAAGGCUUCAUGAUUUUAUUCCUUAGUUGUAUAACCAUUAGACUUAAUUUUUGUAUUUCAAGCAUCCCUUUUUCCUUGAAAACACUUCCUUUAGAAGGACACUUUAGUUUUGAUGAACUUGACCUAAAAAAUGCAGCUAAAGAUUUUGGCAACAGGUACCAAUCUCAUCCUAUGACAGUACUACAUCCAAAAUCAGUUUCUGAUAUUGCAGUUACUAUAAAGCAUAUAUGGAAUUUAGGUCCAAGUUCUCACCUAACUGUUGCAGCUAGAGGACAUGGCCACUCACUUCAAGGGCAAGCACAAGCUGAAGAGGGAGUUGUGAUCAAUAUGGAAUCACUGAAUGUUGAAGAAAUUAAGGUGUAUGGUGGAGAAUUUCCUUAUGUGGAUGUGUCAGGAGGUGAAUUAUGGAUAAAGAUUUUGCAUGAGACAUUGAAGUAUGGUUUGGCACCAAGAUCUUGGACAGAUUAUUUGCAUCUGACAGUUGGUGGUACUUUAUCCAAUGCUGGUGUUAGUGGUCAGGCUUUUAGGCAUGGUCCACAGAUCAGUAAUGUUCAGAAGAUGGAGAUUGUUACAGGAACUGGAGAGGUGGUAAAUUGUUCUGAAGAGCAAAAUGGUGAACUCUUUUACAGUGUACUUGGAGGAUUAGGACAGUUUGGCAUUAUAACAAGAGCAAGAAUCUUGCUAGAGCCAGCACCUACCAUGGUAAAAUGGAUUAGAGUGCUAUAUUCAGAUUUCACAGCAUUCACUAAAGACCAAGAGAAACUAAUAUUUGCAGAAAAAGCUUUUGAUUACAUUGAAGGAUUUGUGAUAAAAAACAGAACUGGCUUGUUAAAUAAUUGGAGAUUAUCCUUCAAUCCACAAGAUCCUGUUCAAGCUAGCAAGUUCAAAUCAGAUGGAAGAACCCUUUUCUGCCUUGAAUUGGCCAAAUACUUCAAUAUGGAAGAAACCUUGGAAGUAAAUCAGGAUAUUCAGAAACACUUGUCCCACUUGAACUUUAUCCCAUCAACACUUUUUCAAACAGAAGUCACAUAUGUGGACUUUUUAGACAGAGUACAUAUCUCAGAAGUAAAAUUGCGUUCAAAAGGUUUGUGGGAUGUUCCACAUCCAUGGCUCAAUCUUUUCAUACCCAAAAGCAAAAUACACAAUUUUGCAGAGGUAGUAUUUGGCAAUAUCGUCAAGGAAACAAGCAAUGGUCCUGUCCUUAUUUACCCAGUACACAAAUCAAAGUGGGACAAGAGAACAUCAGUUGUUAUCCCAGAUGAAGAUAUAUUCUAUUUAGUGGGAUUUCUUGCCUCAUCCAGUGGACCUGAUGAACUUGAACAUAUUUUAAGUCAAAACAAAAGAAUUUUAGAAUAUUGUGAAAGAGCCCAUCUUGGAGUAAAGCAAUAUUUGCCCCACUACACUACACAAGAAGAAUGGCAGACACAUUAUGGUCAUAAAUGGGAGAUUUUCAAGCAAAGAAAAUCUAUUUAUGACCCAUUGGCUAUACUUGCACCUGGCCAAGGAAUAUUUUCUAAAUCAAUAACUUUCUCAUGACAGCAGCUACAUUUAAUUCUAUUUUAUUUAUAUGAAAAGGAACAAGCCUUGCAUAUAAUGUGUGUGGAAGCAAGGCAGAAGAGUCAAGUCAACUAAGGAGAUCAAACGUUUCAAAUAUGAAGUAUCAUAGGAUUUCAAAAAAUAUAUACCUGCUGUAUAUAUUCAAUUUUGUAAACAAAUCCUUAUUUUAUUUCUUUAUGUAACCCGUUUCAAGAAAGAAAGUAUGUUAUUUUACA